Messenger RNA from Beta vulgaris subsp. vulgaris (sugar beet), 1251 nucleotides. RefSeq names its product CASP-like protein 4A3. The transcript has 3 exons. Bases 82 to 990 code for a protein of 302 amino acids. NCBI's taxonomy places the organism in Eukaryota, Viridiplantae, Streptophyta, Magnoliopsida, Caryophyllales, Amaranthaceae. The record is from RefSeq and is a predicted model, not a curated record.
CUUUCCGACAAUAAUCCUCACAAUCAACAGUCACAAGUCACUAUUACACUUCACCUCUUUCAUCCCUUUCCUUUUUCCCAAAUGGUUCAAAUCCAAGAACACCAUCAAAAUGCACAUCAACAACAACAACAACAACAACAACAACAUCAACAACAACGAAUAACACUACCAUCUUCAAAUCAGCGAAACAUGCAAUCUUCCUCUUCUCUCUCCUCCCAUAACCCCACAACCACCACAACUCCUCCCCCCGCCGAUUCACCCAACUCUUCUCCUUCUUCAAUCUCCUCUGACCACACUUUUCAUGGCUUCUCCCCCCUGAAAGAUAACCCCGCUACACCCUCUCCUUCCCCGCCACCUCCGCCGCCGGUUCAGGCCAUUAUCCCUGUUCAGGGAGUGAACCGGCUGGUCCGUGACCAACCGGAUACAGUCACGAAGACUGAGCCCGAUGCAGAGAACGGGUUCACUCAAACGAGGGUAGGAAGUAGGCAACUGCAGGUGCCUGCGCUGAGGAGGGCGAGGAGAGAUAAAUCGGUGAAAAGGGCCGGGUUGGCGUUACGGUUUUGUGAAUUUGUUGUGUGUUUGGUUUCUUUCUCUGUCAUGGCUGCUGAUAAGAAUCGCGGUUGGGCUGUUGACUCUUUUGAUCGCUACGUCGAGUUCAGGUAUUCGAUGUCAGUAAAUGUAAUAGGCUUUGCAUACUCAGGUCUGCAAGGACUUGAUCUGCUUCACCAAUUGACGACAGGAAAGGAUCUGGUUGGGAGCCAAGUGCGCUACUCCUUUGAUUUUGCCAUUGAUCAGAUGUUGGCAUAUCUUCUUCUAUCAGCCUCGUCAUCAGCUUUUACAAGAGUGGAUGACUGGAUUUCCAACUGGGGUGACGAUAAAUUCCCUGCUAUGGCGAGUGCAUCAGUUGGAGUGUCCUUCGUUGCUUUCAUUGCCUUUGCUUUCAGCUCUCUCGUCUCUGGCUAUUUACUUUGUACGCGCGCACAGGUUUAGUUAAAAAAAGCAUUACCAAAUUUGCGCUCGUAUAAUUUAUCAAGGAUAUUUGGUCGACGUAAUUGAAAGUUACUUCUUUUCCUGUGUAAAUGCCUUCUUUUCCUCUCUAGUUUCUCUGUCUUUGUUUCAUUAUUUUAAAAGUAUUUAAAUUUUGAGUUUCCAUUGUUUUGACUUUUUUUUUUGGGUUCUCAUGUCUGUAUAUAGACAAAUGUAAGUAUGUAGAAUAUUAUUGGAUUUGUGUAGAUUUGUAUUUUGUUUCAA